AUGGAUCUGAACACAAUCUUUGGACCUGGUCUUUUGAACAUAGCUGGUAUUAUACCACAUCUUCCAAUCGUGCUAGCUUCUGCAGUAUGGUAUAAAAUCACGCAUUUGGUGGUUGGCCCAUUGCUUCGCAAACUCUUCAUUCCGUACGACCCGAAAAAUCCACCGACUGAAAGAGCGGUUUUCUGGUGGAAUAUUUCUAUGGUCAGUAUCGCUCAGUCAAUAGUCAAUACUGGAGUCUCGAUAUAUCUACUCUGGCACUCUGAAUUCAGAGAAGGGUUGACGCCCCAAGAGAGGAUCCUGGGCUACCACGAACAAACAGCUUCUGCACUUGCGAUCACAGUGGGAUACUUUGUGUUCCACCUCGUCCAGGUAUGGUGUAACGUGGAUGUUGAGGGAAAAUAUAUGCUGGCGCAUUCAUUUGCCACCUUGUUUGCGACAUCAAUAGCCUUCCGACCCCUAUCAAUGCACUAUCAUGGUGCUUUAGCAGCUUGGGAGAUCCCAAACAUAUUCCUGAGCAUUCAGAGACAACUCGAUAACCUAGGGUAUCGCAAAAGUCGAGGUCGUCUGAUCAAUAGAAUGAUCUUGCUCACGACAUACGCCAUUGUGAGACUUGGUUCGGGCACGAUUGUGCUCGGGAGACUAAUAAGUGACAUGAUUGUUACAUAUAAAGACCCCCACCAAGUACGAGUCGAGCAUUUAUUGCCUGGAGUUGGAAAGAUUGGGCAAGACCAACUUCAACUCCCAAUUGUGCUGGCAGUGCUUCAGGCUAGUUCCGUGGCAUUCUUACAUUACCAAGGAUUUACAUGGUUCACCAAGAUCCUGAGAAAGGGCGAUCUUCGAUCCAAUUUGUCUUAA
Messenger RNA from Glarea lozoyensis ATCC 20868, 855 nucleotides. Its product is annotated as TLC-containing protein. Lineage: Eukaryota; Fungi; Ascomycota; Leotiomycetes; Helotiales; Helotiaceae. The record is from RefSeq and is a predicted model, not a curated record. Bases 1 to 855 code for a protein of 284 amino acids. Gene Ontology annotation, cellular component: membrane; endoplasmic reticulum. The transcript is spliced from 2 exons. Gene Ontology annotation, biological process: lipid homeostasis.